AUGUCAUUGAAAUCAAUUAUCGCCAUCUUAUUGGUCAUUUGUUUACAAAUAAUUUCUUCGCAGGCAACUAAAAUUCCAGGGCUUCGAGAUGCAUGGAUUGUAACAGAUGUUGCUGGGAAACAAAAGAAUCCUGGUGAUAAAUAUUGCCUUACAAUACUUUCCCCCUAUGAUACCGUUGCUAAUAUUACCCUCGCCCGAAGAGGAUCUUUUAACGUCCUUAUUCUUGAUCCAGCCUUCAAAUUAUGCAAAGGACCCAACAAAUUUACUGCUAAACUUCCAAAAGAUGGUUUUUUCUCAUUACCAAAUCCUGAAUAUUAUUUCGUCGUAUCUGUUAAUGGAACUAGAGUUGAUUAUUCCGGAACCUUCACAAUUUGUAAACCUGGAUUUGGUAUCACCUUUACUAAACCAAAAGCUGGUGAUAUUUACACAAUAGGCCAAAAAUUAAAAGCUAAAUGGUCUGGUUCCUAUUAUCCUCCAGGUUAUCCUAAAGCUAAUUUCACAUUAGUCAGAUUUUUACUUGAACCUACAAAGUUUCUUCCAGGUGUAAUUCCUGUAACUUUCAAUUUCAUACCUGGUUAUAAUGUAACUUUCUCAAAAGGUUGCUUAGAAUUCAAAUUACCUAGUACAAUACCUCGUAAUACUUUAUAUAAAUUCGGAUGUUUGAUAACAUCUACUAAUAUUACAAACUAUGUUAUUCAAAUUUAUUCAGCUGGCACUUUCUUAAUCGUUUAA
Molecule: messenger RNA, 732 nt
Organism: Diversispora eburnea
Lineage: Eukaryota; Fungi; Glomeromycota; Glomeromycetes; Diversisporales; Diversisporaceae
Source: the annotation of a GenBank genome assembly